Drosophila navojoa is the source of this 766-nucleotide messenger RNA. It is a transcript of the gene Hez, whose product is annotated as Hezron. Lineage: Eukaryota; Metazoa; Arthropoda; Insecta; Diptera; Drosophilidae. The record is from RefSeq and is a predicted model, not a curated record.
ACGUUUUACCGAACACUGUCAAACAUUUUUCAUUUUUCCGAGCAAAAUGUCUUUCAAUCCUUUCCCCAUUGGUACCCAAUUGCAUGUGGAGACCUGCUUUGGUGAUACCAUUAUCGGCGAGGUGGUCACCUACGAGCACAGCGUCAAAAUGUUGAUUUUGAGGUCUCCGAACAAGGACAGUCAGACCAUUGUAAAUUUAGACUUUUGCAAGAAUUUGGAAAUAAUCCGCGAGGCCAAGGCAGCAGAGACGCUGAGCGAGCAACCCACUCGCCUCAAUUUGACGCGCUUGGAUCAGCGCCUGCGACAGACUGUGGAACAACGCGAGCAGUUGCUGCGCAGCCGCAACGAGAAUGCAACACCACGUGGCAUACAGUUGUAUAAUGUGCUCUCCAAGCACUUCGGCAACAGCGAGCUCUCCUGGAAGCAGAACGACAUAAUGGUGCUCCAGCAGGUGACUAUUGCGCCACCCUAUCGCACCUGCGAUGUCAGCAGCAAGAAGCCACUGCCGAAGCUCGUCAGCUACGUGCAACGUCUCGUAGAUAAAUUCAACGCACAGAACGUUGAGGUGCAGGAGCCGGGGCAGAACGAAUAGAGAAGGCAACGACACUGAUAUCUUCGGUCGGGACUCUUGGCAACGAAAUCAAAUCAAAUACACACAUAUGAACACAAUAUAUAUAUGCAUAUUUAUAUAUGUACGUCUGUAUAUCUAGUUGCCUGGCAAUUUGGUUGUCAACAAAUAAUAAGAAAACAUUUCCAAAUAUAUACG